UAUAAAUCAAGAGAGGUCGUCGUCUAAGUAUCAACUCCUCUGACCUCUCACACUCACAUACAGAGAAUAUGGACACACACAGUUCUGCUUCUACUUCUUCUUUGCUAUCCCUUCUCCUUCUUACUCUCCUCCUCGUCUUGGGUUCUCUUCCAUCUCCCACUCUUUCCACCUCUGAGCGCUGCCACCCAGAUGAUAAAAGAGCUCUCCUAAACAUCAAGAAAGCUGUCACCAUUCCUGACCACCUUGCCUCCUGGAAUGCCAGCAAUGACUGCUGUUACUGGGACUACGUCGAAUGCCACACUGAAACCAAUCGCAUCUACCGACUCCUCAUGUACGACACCAGCAUCCACCGCCCAAUCCCGCCGUCCGUCGGAGACCUUCCCUACCUCGAAGCCCUUGUCUUCAAUAACAUCAACAACCUCACCGGCCCCAUCCCCUACUCCAUCACCAAGCUUCAGAACCUCAAGAUGCUAAGUAUCAUCUGGACCCCUCUCUCUGGCCGCAUCCCCGAUUUCCUUGGUCAACUCAAAAGCCUCGAGUACCUCGAUCUGUCCCACAAUCAGUUCUCUGGUUCUAUCCCCGCUUCCCUUGCCAAUCUCCAGAACUUGACAGGUAUUCAACUGGCAGCGAACAGACUCUCCGGAAGCAUACCCGACUCAUUUGGUAGGUUCAAGGACAACUUAUAUGUAUUCGUCCUCUCUCGAAACAUGCUUUCCGGCAAGAUUCCCAAGUCGUUAAGCCAAUUGGACUGUGAUUCGAUCGACUUAUCUCAUAAUAAACUGGUAGGUGACGCGUCGAUGCUGUUCAGGGAGAAUUCAACGGUUAGGGGGCUCGAUUUGUCGUUUAAUCGACUGGACUUUGAUCUAUCAAAUGUGAAGUUUCCGAAAAACCUGACGUUCUUGGACUUGUCACACAACAGAAUUAGGGGAAGUAUUCCUCAGCAGGUCACAGAAUUGGAUCUGUGGAGGAUGGAUUUCAGUUACAAUCGGUUGUGUGGAAGGAUCCCAGUUGGCGGAAAGUUGCAGCAGUUCAGCUAUGAGUCAUUUAUCCAAAAUCGCUGUUUGUGUGGUACGCCGCUGUCCGACUGCAGGUAAUCGGGUUGGUCGGCCGGCGAUGGCAUGAAUGAAGGCUACAAAGUUUGAAUUUUCUGGUGUAUGGGUUUUUUUUUCAUUUGUUUAGAAAUUAUUAGGUGUGAGCAUAUGUCUGUUCGAUUCGGUUUGAUGAGAGAACCCAGAACCUAUCCUAUAGGGGUUGGUUGUAGGUUUUUGGAAUCCGAACUUAUUCCGUGAAGGUCGGUUUUGGUCUUGGCUGUUCUAGGGUCGGUUUCAAGAUCUAUUCGUUCUUUC
Messenger RNA from Nelumbo nucifera (sacred lotus), 1346 nucleotides. RefSeq names its product polygalacturonase inhibitor-like. Lineage: Eukaryota; Viridiplantae; Streptophyta; Magnoliopsida; Proteales; Nelumbonaceae. Gene Ontology annotation, molecular function: protein binding. The record is from RefSeq and is a predicted model, not a curated record.